AUGUCUGGCCCGUUUACAAGUCCCUUUGGCGCCAACGCCAAUCCUUUCGGCAGCGAUCGGUCCCAAAACGAUACCAUGCACCGAGUCAUUGAAGAAGAGGAGCAAGACACCGUUGGUUCUCCCUCGAAUGGCAAUUCUGCCCCAGGAGUCGCCGGUUUCUCUAAUGUAUUCGGCGGCGAUGCCUCUGGAGAUACGCCCCCCACCGUCCGAUCACCACCCAACCCAGACAGCUAUCCGGCUCAGUACAACUUUAACAGAAGAACGUCGGUGUCAGCUGAAUCGCUCAAGCCCAGCGCCGACACGUAUGAUAACUGGACCCCGCCGUUCCAUGAAAAGACGGCCGAUCAGAUCAGCCGUUUGAAACAUGCAAUCGAGGGAAACUUUCUCUUCAGCCAUCUCGACGAUGAGCAGAGCCACCAAAUUCUUGGGGCUCUCAUGGAAAAGCCGAUUCCCGUCAAGGAUAUCAAGGUCAUUAGCCAAGGCGAUGCCGGAGAUUAUUUCUACGUAGUCGAAAAGGGCUCCUUCGACGUCUAUGUCAACCCGGCAGGCACCAUUGGUCCUGGCCCCGAAGGCAUGGGCAGCAAGGUUGGCAAUAUCGAGGCCGGAGGCUCGUUUGGUGAGCUCGCUCUGAUGUAUAAUGCCCCUCGUGCCGCGACCAUUGUUUCCGCCGAAGCCAAUUGCACCCUUUGGGCUCUCGAUCGCGUCACCUUUCGCAGAAUCCUAAUGGAAUCUACCUUCGCCCGCCGACGUAUGUACGAGAGCUUCCUCGAGGAAGUUCCCUUGCUAUCCUCACUCACGCCUUACGAGCGAUCUAAAAUUGCGGACGCUCUUGAGACUCAAAAGUUUGCUCCUGGUGCUAUCAUUAUCAAGGAGGGCGACCCUGGGUACUCUUUCUACCUGCUGGAAGACGGCAGCGCCGACGCAUACAAGGGCGACAUCAGCAACAAGGUGUUAGAAUACAAAAAGGGCGAUUUCUUUGGCGAGCUGGCUCUGCUAAAUGACGCCCCAAGAGCCGCUAGUGUUGUCGCCACCACGGACGUCAAAGUAGCGACUCUUGGCAAGAAUGCUUUCCAGCGUCUACUUGGUCCUGUGGAAGGCAUCUUACGCCGUACAAAGUACCAGGGAGUUAAGGCUGGUGUAGAGGAGAUGGACCCUUUGCACCGCGAUUAA
Cordyceps fumosorosea ARSEF 2679 is the source of this 1170-nucleotide messenger RNA. RefSeq names its product cAMP-dependent protein kinase regulatory subunit. The transcript has 2 exons. Bases 1 to 1170 code for a protein of 389 amino acids. The record is from RefSeq and is a predicted model, not a curated record. Gene Ontology annotation, biological process: regulation of protein phosphorylation. Gene Ontology annotation, cellular component: cAMP-dependent protein kinase complex; nucleus. Gene Ontology annotation, molecular function: cAMP-dependent protein kinase regulator activity. NCBI's taxonomy places the organism in Eukaryota, Fungi, Ascomycota, Sordariomycetes, Hypocreales, Cordycipitaceae.